Molecule: messenger RNA, 1856 nt
Organism: Chrysoperla carnea
Lineage: Eukaryota; Metazoa; Arthropoda; Insecta; Neuroptera; Chrysopidae
Product: peptidoglycan-recognition protein LB-like
Exons: 4
Coding region: 101-646 (181 amino acids)
Biological process (GO): peptidoglycan catabolic process; innate immune response
Molecular function (GO): zinc ion binding; peptidoglycan binding; N-acetylmuramoyl-L-alanine amidase activity
Source: RefSeq, a predicted model, not a curated record
AUUUAUUUUUUUAAAUUACUUACUCCUCAAUUAAUUUUAAGAACAAAAAAGUAUCCUUGGUUCAUCGUUGCAUAAAAUAAUACCUACUACUGCAUGUAAAAUGUAUACUAUUUUACUACCAUUGUUGCUUUUACAAAAUUGUACCAUGGAUCUGGUUUCUCGCGAAGAAUGGCACGCUAAACCACCCAAAGAAGUAACACCAAUGAAAAAUCCUGUACCUUAUGUAAUAAUUCAUCACUCUGAAACUCCAAAAGCAUGUAAUACAGAGGCCGAAUGCAUUCGUGCAAUGCAAUCAAUGCAAAAUUAUCAUCAAGAAAUAAAAAAAUGGAAUGAUAUUGGAUACAAUUUUGCAGUGGGAGGUGAUUAUAGAGCAUAUAUUGGACGAGGUUGGAGUGCAGUUGGUGCACAUGCUCCAAACUAUAACAGUAGAAGUAUUGGAAUUUGUGUGAUUGGAAACUGGUCAAAGAUUCUACCACCAAGUAAACAGCUACAAACUGUGAAAGACUUAAUACAAUGUGGUGUUGAUGAUGGUUACAUCAGUAAUGACUACAUAUUAUAUGGCCAUCGGCAAGUACGUGCUACAGAUUGUCCGGGAGAUGCAUUAUAUAAAGAAAUACAAACAUGGCCACAUUAUUCACCAAAUUGAAAAACAAAAAAUUAGAAAAAUAUUAUUCUCGAAUAAAAAAUAACAGUUGCACUAUAAAUCCCAGGAAUAAAGAUCCCCGUAACACAUUUAAACAAAGAUUGCUGAGAAACAUUUGUUGAGUUAUUCCAAAUUGACUUUUAUUAGCUUUCUAUAGAUCAGUAUUAUGCAAGUAAUUGAAUUUUUCAUCGAAUUCAAAUAGUGCCAUAUCUUCCAUAUUUUGUUUAUUUUCUGUAAUCCCGAAAUCCAAAAAAUCGUUUAGUUUGUUAUAAAAUAAAAUAGUCAUGCAAAAAUAUAUACUUAUUUACGAUAAUAAUAUUUCUUGGUUGUCAGGUACAAAGGGAUUUAGUCAAGGACAGACGUAGUAAGGUAUCGAUGAACUUCGAUUUUUAAGAUACAAAUUUUAAAUAUAUUCCAUGUAAUUCGACUCUUUCGGAAUAAGUCACCUAACAUAGAUUAUCCAACUAUGACGGGAAAAUUUCUGACAGUGAAGAUGCUUUAUUGUUAUAUUAUUUAGUAUUAUUAUUAUACAGGAAGUUCCAUUUAACUUGAAACUGAGCUUUGAGACUUAAAAAUAAAUAAUAAUAUCAAAAAGUUUAAAACAAUAAUUUUAGAGCAUAAAAAGUUAGUAAAAUACAACAAAAGAGCCAACACAAUUGGAUUCUUAAUGGCAUAAGAUAAAGGCAAAGUUUCAGUUGGAAGCUUGUUCAUCUUACCAAGCCCUACCAUUUUUGAUGAAACACUUUUGCGAAAAAUGGGAUACAUCCGCCAGAAAUAUUAAAAAAAAAGUUUAUAUUCUUAGUAGAAUAGUUGAAGAGAAUUUAUGAUAGGUAUUAAAUUUUGUUUUGUAUUAAAGGUCGUAUUUUAGUUCACUUAGGUUAAAGUUUAUAAUUUUAAUACGGAAGUCAAAUAUUUAUUAACAUAUUGAAAUAUUUUAGAUAAAUCUAAUUAAGGCGAAUACCUAUUCAAUUUAAACUAUAACUCCAUCUCUAAUCAUUAACGAACCAGGUACGAUUUUUAAAAGAGCUUGUUAGUCCAGGUCAAUCUCUUAAUACUUAAUCAGUAUAAUUUUUCUGCUCUAGCUUUUUUUUUAACUUUUUUUUUUUGUAAAAUAUUUUCUUAAAGUAGCAAUUUGUCUCAAGUUAAAUGCGCCACCCUACAUAUAAUUGUGUAUAAAUGAUUUUAUUUUCAAAAUAAAUAUUUUAAUAUUAAA